AUGAAGACCUCUGCCGUUCUCCUCGCUUUGCCCGCCGCCUUGACGACUGCGCUGCCGGCCAGCCAAGGCGCCAAGGCCACCCGGCAGGCUGCCGCCAGCAUCCACGACGCGUUUGUGGCUGCAGGCAAAGAUUUCUUUGGCGUGGCGACAGACCAGGGCCUCCUCCAGAGUGGGAAGAACGCUGCCAUCAUUCAAGCCGACUUUGGCCAGGUCACGGCCGAGAACUCGUGGAAGUGGGGAAGCCUCGAGAGCUCCCAGGGCCAGUACAACUGGGCGCCCGCCGACUUCCUCGCCGACUGGGCCACGGAGAAUGGCAAGAAAAUCCGCGGACACACUCUCAUCUGGCACAGCCAGCUGCCCUCCUGGGUCGAGGGCAUCCAGGACGCCGACACGCUGCGCCAGGUCAUGCGCGACCACAUCGCCACCGUCGCUGGCCGUUACGCCGGCAAGGUGGCCCACUGGGACGUCGUCAACGAGAUCCUCAACGAGGACGGCUCCCUGCGCGACUCUGUCUUCUCCCGUCUCCUAGGCCAGGACUACGAGUUCGUCCGCAUUGCCUUUGAGGCGGCCCGUGAGGCGGACCCGGCCGCCAAGUUGUACAUCAACGACUACAACCUUGACAGUGCCGGCUACGGCAAGGUCAACGGCAUGGUAUCCAUGGUGGAGCAGCUCGUCAACGCCGGUGUGCCCAUUGACGGCAUUGGCUCCCAGACACACAUCUCGGGUGGUAUGGGCUCGGCUGUGCAGGGUGCCCUCGAGCAGCUGGCGUCGGCGCCCGUGGACGAGGUUGCCAUCACGGAGCUCGACAUUGCCCAGGCUCCCUCGGAUGACUACACGGCUGUGGUCCAGGCUUGCCUGAACGUCGACAAGUGCAGGUCCAUCACUGUAUGGGGCGUGAGCGACGCUGACUCCUGGCGCCAGGGAGAUAACCCUCUCCUGUUCGACAGCAGCUACAACGCCAAGGCUGCUUACGAUGCUAUCAUCAACAUUCUUUAA
Molecule: messenger RNA, 996 nt
Organism: Emericellopsis atlantica
Lineage: Eukaryota; Fungi; Ascomycota; Sordariomycetes; Hypocreales; Bionectriaceae
Product: family 10 glycosyl hydrolase
Exons: 2
Coding region: 1-996 (331 amino acids)
Biological process (GO): carbohydrate metabolic process
Molecular function (GO): hydrolase activity, hydrolyzing O-glycosyl compounds
Source: RefSeq, a predicted model, not a curated record